AUUCCAUCAUUUGCGCCAAAAAGCAAAUAAGGCCCCGUUACAGUUGGCACGCAACGCAAUGUUUGGCUAAUUUAUAAUAGGUCGUGGUGCUCUUUUUUUAUUAAUGUCUCAAAAAUAAAAAAGAGCGAAUUUGCCUCAAAGACAACGUACCUUUUCCAACGCCAGCCCCAUUUCUCUGUCUCAGCAUUUGGAGUGGGGGGAGAGAGAGAGAGAGAGAGAGAGCUCAGAGAGUCAGCUGGGAGUGAGUGAGAUUCUUCUUCUGAAUUCUGGAUACCCUUUUUCGAAAUUUGAUCGAGUUAGCUCUAUUUCUUUGUCCUCUCUCAGUUUUGUUGGAUUCCAAGCCCCCUCUCUCUCUCUCUCUCUCUUCUCUCCUUUUUCUUUCGUUGUUUCUAUUGUCUCUCUCUCUCCAAAUGCUGAAUUGAGACUCACAGAAUAUCACAACCUCCAAAUUUCUUCCACCCUUCCAUUCCCAUCAACCUGCCUUUCAUUCCUUCUAUCUCUCAGAUGUUUCAGUGAACUGAAGUCAAUCCCUUUCCCCCAUUCGUCUCUUUCAUGAAUCUGGGUUUCUGAUUCCCUACUCCAAAGGCUCUUCUUUCAUUCAAGAGGCAGAUACAGAGAGACAUUACCUGGUCGAGAAAAUGGCAGCAUCAGCGGCGGCGGCGGCAGCUGAGAAAUCAAGCUCCAAAGGCCAAGCAUGGUUCUGCACCACUGGAUUACCAAGCGACAUUGUCGUUGAAGUCGACGACAUGACCUUCCAUCUUCACAAGUUCCCUCUCAUGUCGAAAAGUCGAAAGCUUCACAACCUGAUCACCGAGCAAGAGACGAACCCAUCAAACCCCCACCAGCAAGUUGACAACGACGACGACGAAAUCGAAGAAGUCCAGUGCCAAAUAUCCCUCUCGGACUUUCCCGGCGGUUCUGAGACCUUCGAGAUCGCCGCCAAGUUUUGCUACGGCGUCAAGAUCGACCUGAGCUCCUCCAACGUCGUGCCGUUACGUUGCGCCGGAGAGUAUUUGGAGAUGACGGAGGAGUACUCGGAGGACAACCUCAUUUCGAAAACUGAGAGGUUUCUCUCCCAGUCGGUGCUGAAAAGUUUCAAGGAGUCGCUCAGAGCUCUCAAGUCCUGUGAGCGAGUUGCGCCUCUGGCGGAGAAUUUGGGGAUUACGCAGAGGUGCAUAGACUCCGUCGCUUCCCGCGCCACGUCCGCCGAUCCCACCCUGUUUGGCUGGCCGGUUAGCGACAGUGGACCCAAUCGGAAUACUAAUGCGGAUACUGUUUCGGCUUCUUCUGCUUCCAAACAGCAGAUUUUGUGGAAUGGGAUCGACGCGGGCGGCGGACGGAGAAGAGCCAAACACGCGGAUUCAUGGCUUGAAGACUUGGUGGUUCUGAGCUUGCCUCUCUUCAAGCGGUUGAUUUCCGCCAUGAAAUCUGGAGAUCUGAGCUUGGAGAUGGUGGAGACGUGCUUGAUGCAUUAUGCUAAGAAGUACAUUCCUGGAAUUUCGAGAACGAAUCGAAAGCCUUCGUCUUCUUCCUCAGGCGCCGCCGCCGCCGCAUCAUCGGGUUUAGCUUCGGAGAGUCAGCAGAGAGAGCUUUUGGAGACGAUCAUCUCCAAUCUUCCAUUGGAGAAGAGCUCCAGACCUUCGACCGCGACUCGAUUCCUCUUCGGGCUUUUGAGAACCGCUAACAUACUCAACGCCUCCGAUGCCUGCAAGGCCGCCUUGGAGAAGAAGAUCGCGUUGCAGCUCCACCAAGCCACCUUAGACGACCUUCUCAUCCCGAGCUAUUCCUACCUGAACGAGACGCUCUACGACGUCGAUUGCAUCGAGCGGAUCCUCGGCUACUUCUUGAACGGCUUGGAUCAGAGAAACACCGCCGGAAUCGAAGACGACGACGGUUCUGACGGCGCAGUCCGAUCUCCGUCGCUGAUGCUCGUCGGAAAACUGAUCGACGAGUUUCUCUCCGAGAUCGCCUCCGAUGCGAAUCUCAAACCGGAUCGGUUCUACAAUCUCGCGAUUUCUUUGCCUGAUCAAGCUCGGCUCUUCGACGAUGGUCUCUACAGAGCUGUCGAUGUUUAUCUCAAGGCUCAUCCAUCGCUAUCGGAACCUGAGCGCGAGAAGGUCUGCGGUAUUCUGGACUGCCAGAAGCUGACGCUGGAGGCGUGCACGCACGCGGCGCAGAACGAGCGAUUGCCGCUGCGCGCGGUGGUGCAGGUCCUGUUCUUUGAGCAGCUCCAGCUCCGUCACGCAAUCGCCGGAACUCUUCUCGCGGCCGAUGUCGCUCCGCCGGAGUCGGCCAGGCCGUCGGUGCUGCGACGCGAGCCAGAGGAUGAGGAGGAGGAAGAAGACGACGAUGCGGAGGAGGCACGCGGGGAGGAAGAGGACAAUGGAGUGGCACGUGCGGAGGAAAGUGGCGGCACGUGGCGCGCGGCGGUGAGGGAGAAUCAGGUGUUGCGGUUGGACAUGGAUAGCAUGAGGACGCGGGUGCACCAACUGGAGCGGGAAUGCUCCAGCAUGAAAAAAGUAAUCGAGAAGAUUGAUAAGUCGGGUCAACCCGGGAUAGACGGUUCGGGUUGGAAAAAGUCGUUGACCCGGAGGUUCGGGUGCAAGUUCAAGACCCAGGUGUGCGAUUCGCACGAACCUACGGUCGUCGAUACGAGAAAAGGACGGCGACACCAUCACCAACAGUAGGCCCGCCCGCAGCGGAUCACUUCAUUUCACUGCCACGUAGAUAAAUGAACCUUGGAUUGGAUUCGCUAAUUUGGUACUGAGAACUCGACUUUUGAGGCGAUGUGUCUGAGAAAAUAUGAUUAUGUACUAAAAAGCAAAAGCCGAAAAGCGAUUUUACAAAUGGUGCAAAAUGCAAACUUUUUUUUCCAUAUCUGCUUUUUCUUUUUUCGUAAAAGCAGUUUUUGGUAUGACUUUUGGAAGCUCCAGAUAUGAUAACAGCUUGUCUCUCGUCUGGGGUUUUUGUUUAGUUGAUUGAGAUGAUGAGAGGGGAAGGACAAAGAGAGAGAGCAUGCACAUGUGGUUCCUGAAUAUUCAUGAUUCAUGAUGAUUAGUUCAAAAGAUUAUGUGUUGGAUGGU
This is a messenger RNA of Malus domestica (apple), 3083 nucleotides long. Its product is annotated as BTB/POZ domain-containing protein At5g66560-like. The record is from RefSeq and is a predicted model, not a curated record. Gene Ontology annotation, molecular function: protein binding. Lineage: Eukaryota; Viridiplantae; Streptophyta; Magnoliopsida; Rosales; Rosaceae.